CAUGGACAUUGUGUUUGCAGUGAUCGUCCAGGCCUCCAGUCGCUCGGCUGGACAGCAUCAAGGCGUACAAACCCCUGGCGAAAUGUCAAGGAUGCUUCGGGAGAAGGAGCGCAGACCGCAGCAGGACUGGCAACCCUGAGACACGGGGCACAGGUCACACAAGUGAAAAGUGCCGCUGCUAAUUGAGGAGACAUUUGAACCAGACAGAAUGGGGCUGCUUGAUAUUUGUGUGUUUUCCUGGGUUUCCUCGACGUGACACUAGACCCCCCCUGUGCGAGUGUGUGUUUGAGUGUGUGUGUGAGCGCCUCUUUGGCGCGCCUGGACGCCGCCGCCACCGCCGCCACUGCUGCUGACGGACACUGCAGCGCCGCUGGGUUCAAAACACAAAUUAGUGAGGGGUCAGGAGAGUGUUUUAGCGAGGGGAAUUCCCCGCCAGGAGCCCCACGGCUCGUCAUUUCACCAUGGAUGACUCGGGGAUAAUACGGCGCCGCAGGCUGCAGAAGGAUUUGCCACUGCCUCGCAAGAACAGCAGCUGUCGUACAAGCAACAGGAAAAGUCUGAUCCUGACCACCACAUCCCCCACGCUGCCUCGCCCACACUCCCCACUGCCUCUUCCUGGACACCUCGGAAGCAGCCCUCUGGACAGCCCACGAAACUUCUCACCCAGCAACCCGUCACACUUCUCUUUUGCCUCCUCCAGAAGAGCGGACGGACGACGAUGGUCUUUAGCAUCCUUGCCCUCAUCUGGAUAUGGCACUAACACCCCCAGCUCAACGUCCUCCAGCUCCUCUCAGGAGCGACUGCACCAGCUGCCCUUCCAGCCCACCAUGGAUGAGCUGCACUUCUUAUCCAAGCACUUUGGCAGCACCGAGAGCAUCACAGAUGAUGACGGGGGCCGCUGCUCUCCCCACCUGCGCCCACGCUCCCGCAGUCUCAGUCCAGGACGGUCCUCUACAUGCUAUGAUAAUGAGAUAGUCAUGAUGAACCAUGUGUACAAAGAGCGCUUUCCAAAGGCCACAGCACAGAUGGAGGAGAGGCUGGACGAAUUCAUCCAGGCUUUCUCUCCUGAAAACGUUCUUCCACUGGCCGAUGGCGUCCUCAGCUUUAUACACCACCAGAUAGCUGAGCUGUCCAGAGACUGCCUGGCCAAAGCCCGCGAGGGCCUCAUCACUUCUGUCUACUUCUUUGAACUGCAGGAGAAUCUGGAGAAGCUUCUUCAUGAUGCCUUUGAGCGUUCAGAGAGCUCUGAAGUUGCCUUCGUCACGGAGUUGGCGAAGAAGCUUCUCAUCAUCAUCGCCCGACCUGCCAGGCUUCUGGAGUGUCUGGAGUUUAACCCAGAGGAGUUCUACCAUCUGCUGGAGGCAGCAGAGGAUCACGCCAAGGAGGGUCACUUGAUGAAAACGGACAUUCCUCGUUAUAUCAUCAGCCAGCUGGGACUGACCAGAGACCCUAUUGAAGAGAUGGUAAACCUCGACAGUUACGACAGCGAGGGGCCGCUAACACCUGAAACAGACGACUCCACAGAGAGUAAGAUUAAAGCAAUGAAACCACCAGGGGAAGCAGAUUUCCAGACUAUCAAGCUGAUCAGUAAUGGAGCAUACGGCGCUGUGUACUUGGUGCGUCACCUGGAGACCCGCCAGCGAUUUGCCAUGAAGAAGAUUAAUAAGCAAAACCUGAUCCUGAGGAACCAAAUCCAGCAGGCUUUUGUGGAAAGAGACAUCCUCACCUUUGCAGAGAAUCCCUUUGUCGUCUCCAUGUUCUGCUCCUUUGAAACCCGUCGGCACCUCUGCAUGGUCAUGGAGUAUGUAGAAGGUGGAGACUGCGCCACUCUGCUGAAGAACAUCGGGGCUCUGCCUGUGGAAAUGGCACGCAUGUACUUUGCAGAGACUGUUCUGGCACUGGAGUAUUUACACAACUAUGGUAUUGUGCACCGUGACCUCAAACCUGACAACCUCCUGAUUACCUCAAUGGGCCACAUCAAGCUCACAGACUUCGGCCUUUCAAAGAUGGGUCUGAUGAGUCUGACCACCAAUUUGUAUGAAGGACACAUAGAGAAGGAUACUCGGGAGUUCCUGGAUAAACAGGUGUGUGGUACUCCAGAAUACAUUGCCCCAGAAGUUAUUCUUCGUCAAGGUUAUGGGAAGCCAGUGGACUGGUGGGCUAUGGGUAUCAUCCUGUAUGAGUUCCUGGUGGGCUGUGUGCCUUUCUUUGGAGAUACUCCUGAGGAGCUGUUUGGACAGGUCAUUACAGAUGACAUAGUGUGGCCAGAGGGGGAUGAGGCUCUCCCUGUGGAUGCGCAGAACCUCAUCUCCUCCCUUCUGCAGACGAAUCCGCUGGUUCGACUGGGCACAGGUGGUGCUUUUGAAGUGAAGCAGCACCCAUUCUUCACGGAGGUGAACUGGAACAGCCUACUGAGACAGAAGGCAGAGUUCAUUCCUCACCUCGAGUCUGAGGAAGACACCAGUUAUUUUGACACCCGAUCCGAGCGCUACCAUCAUGUGCAGUCGUACGAUGAGGAUGAUACGAAUGAUGAUGAGCCUGUGGAGAUACAUCGCUUCUCAUCCUGCUCACCUCGCUUCAGCAAGGUGUACAGCAGUAUGGAGCAUCUAUCCCAGCUAGAGCAUAAACCCCCUACUGUGACUCUACGGGAGCACAAAGUCCCCAGGGAGGAUCGAGUGGCCAAGAGAGAAAGCCUGGGUAGCUUCACACUCAGGGACAAAAGCUGGAGGACUGGAUCACCUGAGAUGAAGCGCUUGUCCUGCUCGGAGUCCUCUUUCACUGAGAGCGACUCCAGCCCACCGUCCGGGGCCCGAAGACGUUUCUCCGCCCUCAUGGACACACACCGUCUGGCCUCCCCUCUGGAGGUUGACUCUGAGCUGCCUGUCCUCACUAAGCAGCCUCCAGUGAAGGUUAGAGGGGCUUCCCUGGAAGGAGCAAUGGGGACCAUCCCUUCUCAAGGCGAUCUGAGACCGUUCCUUAAAGACAGCAAUGGGCUCGCAGCCGGAGACAAGCAUUUGAGGCCUGCUGAUGCAUCACUGCCUCUACCAAGCAGUGCAACUGUUCUGGGGCUUCCAGACCCACAGGGGCCCCGGGGGGCCACCACUGACCUGGUGCUGCGCAGAGUUCGCCAUCAGCAGCUGUCAGCUGAAGGAGAGAAACGUAACUCACGACCAGGAACCAAAGUUAUAAAAUCUGCUUCUGCUACUGCUUUGUCUGUCAUCAUUCCUGCAGUGGAGCAACAUGGUGCCUCCCCCCUGGCGAGCCCCAUGUCUCCUCGCUCCCUCUCGUCCAACCCCUCCUCCCGUGACUCCUCUCCCAGCAGAGACUACUCUCCCAUGGUAAACAUCCUGCAUUCUCCAAUCACCAUCCACCGCUCUGGGAAGAAGUACGGCUUCACUCUCCGAGCCAUCAGAGUCUACAUGGGAGACAGCGAUGUAUACAGCGUACAUCACAUGGUCUGGCAUGUGGAGGAUGGAGGUCCCGCCCAGGAGGCUGGACUGAAUGCUGGUGAUCUCAUCACUCACGUAAAUGGGGAGUCAGUCCAUGGUCUUGUUCAUACAGAAGUGGUGGAGCUCAUCCUGAAGAGUGGAAACAAGGUGACAGUUACAACUACUCCAUUUGAGAAUACCUCUAUAAAAGUGGGUCCUGCCCGCAAGUCCAGCUAUAAAUCCAAGAUGGCACGGCGAAGCAAGAGGACGGGAGCCAAGGAGGGUCAAGAUAAGAAGCGCAGCUCCCUGUUCAGGAAAAUCACCAAGCAGUCCAACCUGCUCCAUACCAGCCGGAGCCUCUCGUCUUUAAAUCGCUCUCUGUCAUCUGGAGACAGUCUCCCAGGCUCCCCCACUCACAGCCUCUCCGCCCGCUCGCCCACCCAGAGUUACCGCUCCACUCUUGAAUCCCCUUAUUUGGGCACCUCCUCCCAGAGCAGCUCUCCAGCAUCCAGUACACCAAACUCCCCAGCAGCCACUCACCACAUGAGGCCCAGCUCCCUGCACGGCCUGUCUCCCAAACUUCACCGCCAAUACCGCUCUGCGCGCUGCAAAUCCGCCGGCAACAUCCCUUUGUCCCCCCUCGCUCACACCCCCUCCCCGACCACAUCCUCUCCUCCACCCCUCACUGGCCACACGGUAGGGAGCUCCAACACCACACAGAUGUUUCCUGCUAAGCUGCACUCCUCGCCUCCUGUUGCCCGGCCCCGUCCCAAAAGUGCAGAGCCACCAAGGUCCCCCCUGCUGCAGCGGGUGCAGUCAGCAGAAAAGCUGGGAGCGCCGAUGUUGCCUUCUUCCUCUUCAUCGUCAUCAUCGCCCUCUCCCCUAACAGGUGGGGUGUCAUUACGUAAGCAUAGCCUGGAAGUUUCACAUGGCGACUACAGGAGAGAGUCCUUCCACUGUGAGCACAGCCUACAAAGUCUGUUAGAGAUGGAAGGAGAGAAUGGACCUGCUCCCCCAUCUCCUUCAUCAUCUUCCUCCCCCUCUCCCCCGAUGGGAUCAGACAUUGGAGGCUUGAAGCCUGUCAGGAGGCUGGGAAGGCAAGAGUCACCACUUAGCCGUGACACACUAAUCACAGCAAGAGAGAAAGAUACCCAAACAACAGAGUCUGAGCCCACCGGGUCGCAAAUAGCGACUAAAGCUGAGUCCAAGACCAAUAUUAUUGAUGCAAGUAAAACAUUAUCCACUGCUGAGGUCCUAAAGAAGGACAUAAGUGUAGCUACAGUGGAGACCAAGUCUAGUUCAGCACUAGUUUCAUCCACUACUGAGGCCAAGCCGGGCAGAGGGGAAAAAGCUCAAAAUGCAAGCAGCUCAAGUUCUGUGGCAGCAGUCUCCAAGAAUAAACUUAGUGAGAAAAUCUCAGCACCUGGUGCAUCAAAAGGCCCGCAACAACAAGACAGCAAGCAGCAGAGUGCACAGACAGACAAUGGACCUGCAAGUAUGGCUCAGGACAAGACAGAGGAGCGAAUGAAAGGCGCUGCAGGUACAGACAAAGGUAACAUGUACAAAGUAUCAUCAGCAGAGCAAACCAAGCCACGUAAAGGCAUGGAGACGGGCGAGAAAGGAGGCAUCGGUGGCAUUGAUAAAGCAACGGAGACGACCAAAAGCAAAGGGCCUGCACCCCCGGUCCCCACCCAGGUUCAGAGUCAGGCUGCAGCUCAUGUGUCAGCUGCUGCCAGAUCCAAAAUGGAGAAGGUUUCGAGCAAUUACCGUGGGGCCAAGGAGGAGAGGCCCCACUUGGAGGUCGUGGAAGAGAACCCCAUGUCGCCCUCGUCUAACGCGGCUUCACCCUGCUCAAGCAAGUCUCGCCCAGUGUCUCCGGGGGACAAAGCUAGUUUUGUCACCCAGCUCACAAGUGUGGCCAAAACAGUGCUCGGGCCUAUGAAAGGGGCCUCACAAGAUUCAGCCAAGGUUAAAGACACCUCCAAGUUAAGUGAGGAGAAGCGAGGAAACACAACAGGAAAACCAGAAGAUUUGUCUGGGGGUGGCCGUAGGGGAGCGCAGACAGCAUCCUCAUCAAGCGCCGGCACACUGCAGUCUGAUAAAGGAACCAGUCGGAGCUCCAAACAUCAUUUGUGAUAAGAGGGCUUGAGAAAGAGUCAGACUCUCCCAUGUAAUGCCUUUUACUGUAGCAUCACACUGACAUAUCAUGAAUUAACAUGACGUUGAAUUAAGGGGAGAUGUGAAUGCCUGAAGAAAAGACACCAAAUAGAUGACAUGACAUGUAAGACACAAAAAGAUGUGAACGAAGAUGCAUCAGCCAUGGUGGAAAAUGUGUGCUCGUGCUAUCAUACUGUAGGCCCGUGUAUGUACUGUGUUUUCAUCACAAUGUGUUGUAUAUACAAAAAAAAAUUGCAUAUGACUUAAUGCAUGUGUGACACUGUACAUGGCAUUUGAAAGAAUAUUUAAAAAGAAAAUGAAAAAUAUAAAGCAGACCUUAAGGUGGUGAACACUGUGAACAACAUUUCAACUGACCACAACAGGUAAACUGUUAACUAAACAAGCAGGAUUCUGUCAUAAAUGGGCAUUACUCAUAUUUCAGCUCCAGUGCCAUCAUUUAGUUUGGCUGAAACUGUAAAAGAAAAAACACAAACUAUUCCUUUAAAGUUCGGUUACUAGAAGAGUUCAGGCUCGAAUAUAACAAACAUCCUGGAAACUAGACCAAGUGUAGUGACAGCUUGAAGGGAGAAUCAGCUGGUUUGCUUCAGAUGAGUUCAAGGGCUGAAUUUCAAUGGAAUUGAAAGAGGUAGAGUAGAUGAACUUGCACAGGGACACUAUGCAAUGUGCUAAUAAUGCCACUUUUUUGGUGUCCCCAAUUACUAAGUUUACAUGUGCUCCAGACAAGAAGAGAAGACCGAAGAAAGGGUUGCAAUAAGCCGAGCAAACACAUUUUAUUUUAAAUGUUGUCUCCUUUGACCAUAGUGAAAUGUGCAAUGAUAUUUUAGGCUGUUGGGUGAAUAUACUAGUGUGCUUAGAGUGUGAUAAGAAGACAAAGUGCAUAAAGAACCACGAUGAAAGUAGCGCUUACAGGAGAGUAGGAUAGAAAUGCUCUUUCACUCAUUCUUUUCUAUUUAAGCAGAUGUGUGUUAUACUGUGUAAUGUUAUGUGUGAAGGAAAGUGCCAGUUUUUUUAUUUAGGAAUAAUGGGACAUGUUUUUGUUUGUUUAAACUUAAAUGUAUAAUAAUAUGCAAUCCAACAGUGCCCAGUUCGAUAAAACUGAGCAUCCUUGUGAGUGAUACAGUGGUAGAUUCUACACAAAACCAGGAGUAGAUAUGGUGAGAGCAUCUUAGUGUUGAGGUCUUGUUUGUUCUUGUGUAUUACAGAAAAUUGAUCUUGAUAGUUUUGGGACACCAGGCUCAGACUUAGACUGCCCCCUUGUGGAUGACAUCACAUGAUACCAAAUGACCACUGAACAUUUUGCCGGGGUAUCUUUCCAUUUUACACGUUAUUAUUCUGAUGCAUCAUUCUUUUGUCGCUGAACGAUGUUAAGAUUGGUUUCAGAUGAGUUUUGCAGUCUGAGCUCACAAAGUCUUUAAUUAUCAGGAUGUAGUGAUCUUCAGACAUUAACUCAAUUUUCAAACACCUUCAGCUGUGUUUUUGUGUGUGAUGUGAGGAACAUGCACUUUAUUUUGUGUCAAAUAUUUUUAUUUACUUGUAUUAUGUAUUUAUUUUAUUAUUUGUUUGUAUUAUUUAUUUAUUAUUAUGUGUUCUAUUUAUUAAACAUUUUUUAUUUGUUCAACAUUUUUUACAUUUCAUGAGCUGUGAUUUUCUGCUUUACUACUAAAUUAGAAUUUUUUACAUUUAGACUGCGAAAUUGCCCAAAUCUGUGUGGCUAACCCCUUGUGUGCAGUUAUGAUGAGGUCAUUCAGUAAGUCUGAAGCGGUAAUAUUUCUGUCAUCUCUGUCUAAGUGUUUGACUUUUUUUUUAAUUUUACAUCAACAACUAUCUCUUGAUCGUUGUCCAUUACAUUGCAGCAUAUUUAUUAGCCACUGUUGUUGAAGACCAAUGCAAAAAAGCCUAUUGUGCAGAAAUGUAAUAAAAUG
Scatophagus argus is the source of this 7528-nucleotide messenger RNA. Its product is annotated as microtubule-associated serine/threonine-protein kinase 1-like. Gene Ontology annotation, biological process: peptidyl-serine phosphorylation; intracellular signal transduction. Gene Ontology annotation, molecular function: magnesium ion binding; protein serine/threonine kinase activity; ATP binding. The record is from RefSeq and is a predicted model, not a curated record. The transcript has 27 exons. Lineage: Eukaryota; Metazoa; Chordata; Actinopteri; Scatophagidae. Bases 462 to 5564 code for a protein of 1700 amino acids.